UUGUCUUCUAGAUUACGCUACUUUGUUCACUCGACAAAACAAACAUCCAAACUCCUGAAAAGAUAAAAUUUUGUUGAUAAUAACACAAUUGGUUCAAAAAACUGGAAUGAAAUUUGAUUUUGACCGUUAAUGCAAAGAUUUAAGACCAAUAUCAGUUCAAAAUCAACUUUUGAUUGCGAUAUGAAGCAACUUUGAAGAUAGAGAGUGAAUAACUUCGAGGGAGCCCUUCUGAUAGCCGGAAGGUAGUAAAAAUUCAAUCACGUUUACAAUGGUACUGCGUGAGUUAUAGCCCUACUUACCCUCUUAUUUUGUCUAUUGCCUAGUAAUACAAUUUUGAAAAUGGAUCGCCUUUCUUUGGCCAAAUACCCUUAGGGGCUAAGUUAUCUUCACUAUUAUUAUCAAUUCCUCUCAAAACUCAGCACAAAUUGACAAGCAAAUCUGACCGCAGCUAUUAAAUGAGAGGAAGUAAAUAAAAUUAGUAGUAUUGAAGUUAGUAGCAAUAGCAGAGCGAGCAAUGGAGGGAACCACUUACGGGGCUUUUAAAAAGGACCAAUUGGAUCAAAAAAUGGCUGAAAAAUUGGAUCAGAAACAGGAUCCGUCCUACGCAAUUGGGAGCGCGUCUCAGUUGCCGCCUAAAUUCGAAUACUUCGUAGGAAUCCGAGGUGCUGGACCUGGCGGUGGAUCUGGCACACUGAAGAAACUUUCCGACUUCAGCUCUGUGGGUGGGGGCAACGAGGGCGAUUCAGGAAUAGACCUCACCCACAUUGUACUUGGAGGCAACGCUUGGCUUAUAAUUUUUGGGCUUAUUGGUGGAUUUGUGUUCACACUCUACAUAGUGUGUUACUUCAAGAAGGGCUGCUCACUUUAUGAGAGCAGAAAAAGAGCGAGGGAACUUAGAAUCCGAAGACUGGCCGCUGAGACAGAACAACGAUUCAAAAACCUGGGAACAGUAAUCAGGUUCAUAGAAACAAUUGAAAAACGAUAUGGAGUCAAACUUCACCAAGAACCAGAUCCAAUGGCUACAACUCAAGCUUUCAAAAGGUCAACUUCAAACAAUACGACUUUUACGAGCACUAAUACACCCUCAAUUUCUAAGUCACAAUCGAUGGAUUUUCAACAGAUUCGACACGAAAACGAACAUCAAAAUUUCUUCAGAAUCGAAAUGAACAACUUUUCUACACGUUUGAACAAAGUGAACAAAAACAAACGCAAGCAGAACAUCAUCGUUGACAGAAAAUCUUCGCUUAGUGGCAUCAAUUUAAGAAAAAAUAGCAUAAAAAUAUUGCAUCAAGCUGACAAAAACGAGAAGUUACUGAAGUUUUCACCAAUAGAUGCGCAUAGUAGCCUGAUGUCUCACGAAAUGGCGAUGGUUUCAAAAGAAUGCAAUUCUCGGAAAACGAGUAAAAAUGGACCCCCAAGUAGAGCUGUUGGAAAUUAUACUCUUCGUUUUGAUUUAGAAAAAAUGAACCGAGAACGUCAGAGGAAAACUUAGGGUAUAUGAGUCAACGUGUUUAAAAAACAACAUAUUUUAUAGAAAAAAACUUCAACGCUUUGACUAGAUUCAGGUCCAGAUUUAUGCGUGCAGGGAGAAGGAUUUUGUUGGAGCUUUUUGUUUGGAAAACUGUGGGUAAGGAGCUUUGUU
Molecule: messenger RNA, 1642 nt
Organism: Symsagittifera roscoffensis
Lineage: Eukaryota; Metazoa; Xenacoelomorpha; Acoela; Convolutidae
Exons: 4
Coding region: 515-1492 (325 amino acids)
Source: RefSeq, a predicted model, not a curated record